AUGGAAAUCAUCACCAAUGUGCAGGGCCCGUUUCUUACAUACGCGGCAAUGAAUGUUUUCUGCCAUGCCAUGAACGCAGGUCUGUAUCGAUCAAGUGACGUGGAAGAGGAGGUUGGAAUUCUUGAACAAGUCAUUCCCCAGUGGUCACAGAGGCGGUUUCUAUCACCCUACCUUUAUGGGCUACACCUAGGCAGGAUUGGCGACAGACUAUUGGAUAUUGCCGCUUCCUGUGGCAUGUAUGAUGUGGUAGAUUACUUGCUCUCGCACGGCCAGGGAGUCAACGAUUGCAAUGACGAGGGAUACACUGCGCUUCAUUAUGCAGCCCGCUGGGGACAGGAAGACGUGGCCAAACUACUUCUCAGGAUAGGGGCGAAUCGGUCGGCAACGAGAACUAAUAAUAAUAUGCCAAUCGCAGAGGCAGCAUAUGGGGGUCAUCUCCAACUCGUCAAGUUAUUGCUCCCACGAGAUCCUGAUCGAUUUCGCCAUAUGUCGUUAUCGAAGAGUCAGGCAGACGCUGGAUACCUCGGGAAGGCCCUUCAGCGAGCAGCCGGUGCUGGUCGGGAGGAGGUAGUGCGUCUCCUUCUUCAAUUCGGAGCAGAUGUUUUAUCUGGGACUGGAAUCAACGCAUUACCUGUGGCCUCGCGCCGGGGUCAUAUCCGGAUAGUUAGGCUGCUACUUGAUGUUGGUGCUGAUAUGAAUGUCACCACUGCGCUAUAUGGAAGUGCUUUACAAGAGGCCUGUUCUGAGGGCAGAGAUAAUGUGGUGCAGGCACUCCUCCAGCGAGGAGCCGAUAUCAACCUUCACUCUCCGGUCUUAGGUACCCCGCUACACGCAGCCUCGCGCGGGGGAUACCCUGCGAUUGUACGAAGGCUGAUCGCUGGUGGUGUAGAGGUCAAUACCUUAUGUUUUACCCCAAUGACUGGCCACCAAAUUAGUGCGCUGCACGAUGCAGUGCACUACGGCGAUGUUGCGACCGUCCAAGUGCUGCUCGAGAGCGGAGCCGAUAUAAACGCCGGCUGUGGAACUUGCGGUACACCUCUGUUGUCAGUCAUUAACAGGCUGAACCCACCGGAGAAGCAAGCCGAAAUAUUUGAACUGCUCGUCGAGUGCGAAGCCGAUUCAUCCAUACCAGACAUAAAUGGCAAUACACCACUACAUCGUGCAGCAUCCCAAUGUAGCCCUGUCCUACUUAGGUUGCAAAACGAAUCUGACCUUUUCAGCAUACGGGAUCUGUUUGGAAGAAUACCGUUGCACUAUACCGUCAGGGCAUUGGAAGCCAAUCUAGAUGGUGCCUGGAUGGUCCUUAAGCAUACUUAG
This is a messenger RNA of Aspergillus calidoustus, 1317 nucleotides long. The record is from the annotation of a GenBank genome assembly. NCBI's taxonomy places the organism in Eukaryota, Fungi, Ascomycota, Eurotiomycetes, Eurotiales, Aspergillaceae.